AUAUAAAUGCCAAAAUUUGCACCGAUAGCAUCAUUGUAACGACUUGACUCGUGCAGUACACAUCCACUUAGAAUAUUCAAAAUGAAGGUGCUGAUUCUCCUCUCCGCCCUAAUGGCACUGAGCUGCGCUCACGAAAUUUCGAUCCCCAUCCCGGUGCCACACAUCAAGAAGGUUCCGGUGCCAAUCGUGAAGCUAGAUUUUAAGAAGGGCGAAGAAGUGGUUAAUCAUGUGACGGAAACGAUAAUCCAAGCGGUUCCGGUGGACAAACACGUCGUCGUCGAGAAACCCGUUGAGGUAAUCAAGCACGUUCCCGUUACAAAGGAAAUCAUCGUGGAGCGACCGGUCGAGGUGAUCAAGGAGAUUCCCAUCGAGAAGGUCAUCAUCGAUAAGGUCGAGGUUCCGUAUGAGGUGAUCAAGCACGUGGAAAAGAUCAAACACGUGCCGGUUGAAAAGCACGUGGAAGUUAUCAAGCAGGUCGAGGUAAUUAAGGAGGUGCCCUACAAGAAGUAUGUUUUCAAGAAAGUACCCAUGAAGAUUAGCUAUCAGGUGCCGGAUUACGUGAAGGUUCCCUAUCAAAUUACGGUGCAACCGGAAGUGCCGAAAAAGAAGCCUAGUUUUUUGCCCGAUCCGAUUGGGAUGGUGAAGAAGUUGCUGCAUCAUGAGGUUUAAGGAUUGUUGGUUUUAUUCAAUUGAGAUUAAAAAUAUUUAUUAUAGA
Messenger RNA from Toxorhynchites rutilus septentrionalis, 715 nucleotides. RefSeq names its product probable serine/threonine-protein kinase kinX. The transcript is spliced from 2 exons. NCBI's taxonomy places the organism in Eukaryota, Metazoa, Arthropoda, Insecta, Diptera, Culicidae. The coding region runs from base 82 to 669 and encodes 195 amino acids. The record is from RefSeq and is a predicted model, not a curated record.